GCGACUUUCCUCCUUAUAUUACACAUGAUAAAUAUGAUGGACUGCUCGGUUGUGUGACAUGGGAGUGAGGAGCAUGGCCUGUGAAACUCGUAAUAGUGGUUUAUAAGGGAAAUCAAGGAUGGCCAACGUGGAGGAGAGGCAGGCUGCCAGGUGGGGGGUAUGGCUGGUUGGCGGGCAAACUUGCCGCCCUGACAUCCAAACACCUGGCCACUUCCAACUUGUUUCGGGGGACUUUUAACGCUGUCACGGAGCUUGCAGGAACCAGGUGCUUACCUCAUACCCUGCACAGCAUCCACGGGGAGGCACAGACUGGUUUUUAGCCGCGUUUGUCCAGUUACUUAGGCACGAGAGCUGCCCUGUGAGCACCAGCUGAUCGUCACUCCCCAGCACUCAACCCCCACAAAGCCCCAUGUCUCAGGUCCAGAGAAGGUUAAAAAAUGGCUCCCUUACCUCAAGAACAAAACCAGCAAUCCUAAGAACUAGAAAAAGAAAGCACUCAGAGAAUGAGGAUGAGCGGCAAGUGAAACAGCCACGGGUUGACUCAACAGAAAUGCCCGAGCCUCUAGGGGACGUCACCUCCAGCCUCAAUGUCGACAAGGAGCGCUCUUCAGGCUCCGACGGUGCCGUCCCUGAAAACUGGCUCAAGUUCCGAGGGCUGACAUGCACAACGGCACCUCAGCUGAGUCGAAAGCUACCACUGCCAAAGUUGGGAUGGGCCGACCAGGGGCAGGUGUGGGCCCUCAUGUGCAGGAAGGACCGCAUCUACCCGCGCUGCCCCAACUACCUGGCAAAGCACCCGUCCCUCCAGGCCCGCAUGAGAGCCAUCCUGCUGGACUGGCUAACUGAGGUGUGUGAGGUCUUCAACUUCCACCGAGAGUCUUAUUACCUGGCCACAGACUACAUCGACCGCUACCUGGCGUGUACCGAGGAUGUGCCCAAGCAGCAACUCCAGCUUAUAGGUAUUACUUGUUUAUUCAUCUCUGCAAAGAUUGAAGAAAUUUACCCAAGAAAUUUAUCAGAGUUUGCCUAUGUAACGGACGGUGCUUGCUUAGAGAACGAAAUUUUGGAGAAGGAACUAGUCAUUUUAAAGAAACUCAACUGGGACUUGUCGCCCAUCACAUCCAACACAUGGCUCAGCACAUACAUCCAGCUGGCCCAUGACAUCUCCCAGCCCGACGCCAUGGAGGGCAAGGAGGAGGGCGACGACCAUGGCUUUGUGUUCCCCCGCUACUCCCCGCUUGCCUUUGUACAGGUGGCAAGGCUGCUGGACCUGUGCACGCUGGAGAUCUCCAGCCUGUCCUUCACCUCCAGCAUGAUAGCAGCCACUGCCAUGUGCCACGUCAUGACGCCCGAGCUGGCCACUACUGUGUCGGGCUUCUCUCUGGACGACCUCAAGGAAUGCUACGAUUGGAUGGCGGCGUUUGCCAUCACGGUGCAUGAGAUGGGGCCGGUACAGCUGAAGACAUUCAGCAAAGUGGCACAAGACGACAUGCACAACAUUCAGACACAUUCUGUGGACCUGGAAACUCUGGAGAGGGCACAAAUUAGACUGAGUCAGAUCCGGUCGUCAUCGUCCCGCAAGAGCCCCGAAGUGUCGGAGGUUCCUGUGGCCAUGCUGACGCCACCAAAGACGGAUGAGAAGGCAAGAAUGGUCAUGGAAUAUUCUGGGUAGUAGUUGGGGCUGUUGGGGGAAUUAAUUGAAGCAUCAUUACACAUUCCAUUGCUGCCACCCUUGUGGGGACGUGCUAAUGUUGAUGUUGAGGCGAGUAAUGAAGUGGUCCCCGACAUGACGGCCAUGGUGGCAGCAGGUGGUGUGAGUUGCUGUUUCAUGUGGCCAUUUUUAUACAUAUCAGGCAUGUCUGGCCAUGCUUAUACAUACAUAUCAAAGGCAUUUUUAAGCUAAUAGAGGCAAUAUAACAUGAAAAUGUAAAAAACUUUGUAUAUUUGCUUUAUCUUAUUUGCAUGCUGUGCAACAAUAGUCCAGUAAGCUGUGAAUGUCAGAAGAGUGAUGGACAUUAGAGUGUGUAGGACAGUGAGUGUGCUAGUGCCAGUGUGUGGAGGAGGAAUGGGCUUUGUGGUAACUUUUACACCAUGGUUUUACUACUUAUUGUAGAAUGAUCACUUGAUAAUUUAUUAAUUUUCAGGCUUUCUUGAUAAAGCUGGUGGUUUUAGUUACUUUAACUUAUAUUGUACAUAAUAAGGUACAUAUGUGUACGUAGAAAAGUAACAUCAAAUAACAUUAGUUGAAGUAUGAAGGUAAGGGAUGUGUAUGAUUAUUAUUGAUUUGCGUGAUGUGCCUGUAAUGGGCAAUGUAAAUAUCAGAAUUUGCCUUUAAAACAAUUCUAGUCUUUUUGUAAAGGUACCGCAGUUUUAUGUAUUAGCGCCAAGUGCAAUGGUGUUCUGUAGGGAUGUGGGAAAUACUUUUUUUGAGCACAAGUUUUCCUUUUUUGCGUGUUUUUCUUAAGGAAAUUCUGCUGCAGAGAGGAUAUUUCUGACUGAUUUGUGUCUGGGAUUGUGAUUCUACAAGGCUGUCAGAAGCAUGAAGUGGAUUGUAGAGGAAAGUCUGAAGCCAUGCAAAGUUGAUGUCACUUUCAGAGAGUUACUGUGCCAACAGGUCUGCCAUGAUGGCAUAUCAUCAUUUAUUUCUGUACUACUAGCAACAGGGCAUUGUUAAAGUAUUUAAGUGAUACAAGGUUAAUAUUAAAGAAGACUUGUCUGUCGUGGCCAUCCCCUCACGGGAGUUCCUGGGAACAGGCAUCAGAUCUACGUAUAGACAUUUAUAGAUACAUUGACUUGUUAUGAUAAACCUGAAAGACCUUUACAUGCUUUUAAAAAGUUUUAAAAAAGUGGAGCUCUUUGGAAAUAUUACAGCUUGACAUUUAUUUCAGAAUUUUAUAAGUUGAAGGAUUAUGGGCUACUUUUAACAUAAUUUGUCAUCAUUCAAUUAAUGUUUUAAAGAAUGCAAAAUUUUCUGUUUGGAGGUGGAGAAAGUAAGCUGUUUAUGAGUAAUAUUUUGUAAUUUUGCAAGUGUUGAAAUUACAAACAUAAAUAAAACUAUUUUUAUGUA
Molecule: messenger RNA, 3067 nt
Organism: Scylla paramamosain (green mud crab)
Lineage: Eukaryota; Metazoa; Arthropoda; Malacostraca; Decapoda; Portunidae
Product: G1/S-specific cyclin-E-like
Exons: 10
Coding region: 410-1672 (420 amino acids)
Biological process (GO): regulation of cyclin-dependent protein serine/threonine kinase activity; G1/S transition of mitotic cell cycle
Cellular component (GO): cyclin E1-CDK2 complex; cytoplasm; nucleus
Molecular function (GO): cyclin-dependent protein serine/threonine kinase regulator activity
Source: RefSeq, a predicted model, not a curated record